This is a messenger RNA of Colletotrichum orchidophilum, 711 nucleotides long. RefSeq lists its product as uncharacterized. The coding region runs from base 1 to 711 and encodes 236 amino acids. Gene Ontology annotation, molecular function: acyltransferase activity, transferring groups other than amino-acyl groups. The transcript has 4 exons. Lineage: Eukaryota; Fungi; Ascomycota; Sordariomycetes; Glomerellales; Glomerellaceae. The record is from RefSeq and is a predicted model, not a curated record.
AUGUCAAGAGCCAAAGUCGAGCUGAUCCCCUGGGACCCAAACUCCCCGGACCACUUCACACGGUUGGUAGAUCAGAGGAUAAAAUGCGGCUGGGCCUCGGAGCAGGUACCACAAUGGCAAGAUUACCAGCGAUCCGGCUUUAAGUGCAUCUACUGGCUUGUGCUCUCACCAGACGACCCAGACCGGGAAGCAAGGCUCGCGAAGCUCGUCUCCGAGUACCCAAAAGAGAAAGACCCCAUCACAGACACAGCAGACUCCAUCCGCGCCACCCCGCGAACCCCGACGGAAGCGCUCUUCCAUCCUGUCGGCCACAUCUCGCUCGACGUCGACAGCCCGGCCGCCGCGUGCCUCAAUUUGCCCAUCCCCAAAGAUCACGUCUACUGGAUCAAGACCCUCUACGUGUCUUUUGCGCUACAGAGCUCGGGCAUCGCCAGGGCUGCCAUGGACCUGAUCGAGAGCAUGGCCACGAGCGAGCCGCUGUGCGCAAAGACGCUCAUGCUCGACACGGUGUCCAAGGAGGAUCAGUUGAGAAAGGAGUCUAUUGUUGUGGCGCAGGGCAAGCUUCCGCCGACGCCGACGCAGGCAUGGUAUGAGAGACGAGGAUAUAAACUGAUCCACACCGAAAACAACUUUUACGGAUUCCCGGAAAAGGACCAAGACGGCAACCCCGUCAUUCGAAGAACAGUAUUCUUGCGCCGGGAUCUCGUCUAG